Equus caballus (horse) is the source of this 1924-nucleotide messenger RNA. RefSeq names its product heat shock factor binding protein 1 (gene HSBP1). Gene Ontology annotation, biological process: cellular heat acclimation. NCBI's taxonomy places the organism in Eukaryota, Metazoa, Chordata, Mammalia, Perissodactyla, Equidae. Gene Ontology annotation, molecular function: transcription corepressor activity. Gene Ontology annotation, cellular component: nucleus; cytosol. The record is from RefSeq and is a predicted model, not a curated record.
GCGGCCGGCCUCUUUCGUCGCGAGAAGAAGCCGCUGGGGGCGUCUGCGCGGACGAACGGAAGUGUAGGUGACGGUCUGAGACAUCGCCGCCAAGCUGGGAACCGGGGAGAUGGCCGAGACUGACCCCAAGACCGUGCAGGACCUCACCUCGGUGGUGCAGACACUCCUGCAACAGAUGCAAGAUAAAUUUCAGACAAUGUCUGACCAGAUCAUUGGAAGAAUUGAUGACAUGAGUAGUCGCAUCGAUGACCUGGAGAAGAACAUCGCAGACCUCAUGACCCAGGCUGGGGUGGAAGAACUGGAGGGUGAAAACAAGAUCCUUGCCACACAGAAGAGUUGAAGGUUGUGAAUUCACACUGAAAUCCGGAACACCAUUUUUAUAAGCCAAGACUGAACGGCUUUUUGCAACUAACAACUCUGUGUAGACAGGUUUUGUAUGACAAGGUGUGCGUUCUUCUUGUCACAUCUUAUAUAGUUAGUUUAUAGAGUGGUCCCCAUGCCCCCCAGUUUCUUCAACAUGGUGACUUCUCAUCCUGGACCUUGGUCAGUUGUGCUAUUAAAUAUUAAACACUAAAACUUUGGCGGUUCCUGCAUAAAAUUGUCAAAUUUUUUAGUGUAUUUUUGUGAAGUCAUUUUUUUUUCUAUCAUUCCUUUUGUAGUGGUUGCUGUUUGAUAAAAGUUUUGCUGUGUAAUUUUUUUAUUAGCCAUGUAGUGGAUCCUUCUAUUAUAAUUAGAUUUGGUGAAGUAAGGCCUUUACGGAAUUUAGGGUUCGUUAAUUCUCAGCACAGAGUAACUGCUGAGCUGACACCAAAUAAUGUGUUGUGAUACUUUUCAAAUGGUUGAAAACGUUUGGAAAUUGUUUAUUCAGAAAUAUCUGGCGCUACUCUGUUGCCAAAACUCAGAAUGAACUGCAAUUUUAUGUCUUAAGUCCCCGAGGUCAGAUGCUAUAGUCAUGAAAAGUAACCACUGGCACCUUCGUGUGUUAGGAUUUUUAAAUUUGGAGAGUGACAGCCUUGCCUGGUGGAACGAGGCAUCGUUAGUUAGAGUAUCCUGCUGGGUCCCUACAGUGUUCGUCCACAGUAGUCGCCAUAGAAAAUCUGGCAGGAUUUUAAAACUCCAUUACUCCAUCUUGUCUUUGAGCUCCUGACUGGGCAAAGAUACGGAAAAGGAAGACAGACCAGAUUAAGUCCGUGCCACUUGCUUAGCUGGAAAAUGAUACGUGACUUGUUGUAGGCUCAAGUUUGAAAGAAACACUAUUUCUUUAAAGUCUUUCUUACCUAAAUUCUUGCGGAGUGAUGGUUUUACUAUUGAUUGUAGAAGAUAGGGACAGUAACUGGUGCCGUUCAAAAGUGCAGUGUCAGGAGAGCUCAGCCUAGAGGCCAAUAUUGACUGUGGAGGAGCCCCGUGUGAUUGUCACAGCAAAGUGAGUUUGUAUACAAAAAACGGGAAAAUUGAGAAAGGGUGUAGCGCUUCCUAGAGGGAACCCCUUAAUGAACACAGCGUCAUUUUUUUUAAGGUUCCUAUAUCACCAGUCUUGAUUGAUUGUAUUGCAAAUAUGUAAUAAUAUUAAGAAAUAAUUUAUCCUAUUUAUAAAUUAUUUGAGACACAGGGGAGUAAGUUUCCUCUGGGACAAGAAGAAUUAACCGCUGUUAUUACCCAGCUGCAGAAACUCCUCUGCUCGGGCCGUGGGUUGUGCUGCAAGGUUAGCUCUGCGAGCCCGAGCUGGUGCUGGACUCGAACCAGCUGCGUGAGGCCUGGAUGCAGGAUGCUCGCGAGCUCAGUAAAUGGCAAGUGGGAAGAUAGCGUUGCUGUCAGGAUAGUCGGACUUGGAGAGGAGCCGGCUUCCUUAAGUAACAGAAAGAUUCCAGAGGCAGGCUGCCCUGACCAAAAAUAUCUGCCAUGAAUAAAGGUGCCUGAAAUCCUG